AAGCGUUGACGUCACUUUUAUCCGACGCAGUAGCGAUUCGUUCUUGGCGCACUGGACUAGAUUUUACAGCAUACAUGCGAAGGAUGAACCUGACAACCGGCUGGCUGCUGCUCCUCUCCAUCUUUGCUGUGGUGUGGUCAGUGCCCAUCGAUCGCAAUGGCGGCAACCAGGAGCCUAAAGAGGAGGUGCAGGAAGAAAACAUGGACACUGGCCUGUACUAUGACAGGUAUCUCAGAGAGGUGAUCGAGGUUUUGGAGACUGAUCCUCACUUCAGAGAGAAACUACAGACGGCAAACACAGAGGACAUCAAGAACGGGCGUCUCAGUAAAGAGCUGGAUCUGGUAGGUCAUCAUGUCAGGACCCGGCUGGAUGAGCUGAAGCGUCAGGAGGUUUCUCGGCUCAGGAUGCUUCUGAAGGCCAAACUGGACAGCACCAACACACAAAGCCUUCAGAUGGACCACGCCUCACUGCUGAAGCAGUUUGAACAUCUGGAUCCACACAAUCAAAACACUUUUGAAGCAAAAGACCUGGAGCUGCUGAUCUCCACGGCCACUAAGGACCUGGAGAACUACGACGCCGAGAGACAUGAGGAGUUCAAGCGCUAUGAGAUGCUGAAGGAGCACGAGAGGCGAGAGUACCUGAGGGGUCUGGACCAGGAGAAGAGAGAGAAAGAGGAGAAAAGGAUGCAGGAGCUGAAGGAGAAACACAGACAGCACCCUAAAGUCAAUUCUCCAGGCAGCGUUGCUCAGCUGAGGGAAGUUUGGGAGGAGACGGACGGAUUGGAUCCUCAGGAAUUCAACCCUAAAACCUUCUUCAAACUGCAUGAUACAAAUGAAGACGGUGUUUUAGAUGAACAAGAAUUGGAAGCACUCUUCACAAAGGAGCUAGAGAAGGUCUAUGAUCCAAAGAAUGAGGAAGAUGACAUGAUGGAGAUGGAGGAAGAAAGGUUGAGGAUGAGGGAGCACGUCAUGAAUAAUGUGGAUACAAACAAAGACCGGCUCGUAAGCCUGGAUGAGUUCCUCAAAUCCACAGAGAAAAAGGAGUUCAGUAACCCUAAGGAAUGGGAGACUCUGGAUGCCAAGCCAGUGUACACAGAAGAAGAGCUCCAGCGAUUUGAAGCAGAGCUCCGGGACAAAGAGGAGGAGCUGAAGAGGAAAGCAGAGACUCUUCGUCAGGAGCAGGAACUGCUGAAGGAGAGAGGCAAAGCCCUGGAGGCCCAGAGGAGAGAGUACCAACAGGCAGUGCUAGAAAUGUCUCAGAGGCAGAAGGAACAGCCGGCAGCAGGUGGACAGCCUCCUGUAGGUCCUAAUGGAGAGCUACACUUUCAACCACAAACACACAAACCUGAAGAGGCCGAAGCUCCAGCUGAAGCCCAGAACAAUCUACCUGCAGAGCCUCCACAGAAUCUGCCCAUACACACUUAACGCAGCAUCUGUGACACACACACACAUACACAAACAUACAGGUUCACAUUUUGACUUGCACCGACACAGGAAUCCAGAACAGUUCUGCAAACUGAACGCAGCGAGCUGUGUUUAAAUUCAGGCAGAGCGACUUGUUUACCAUGACAUAUUGUGCUGUGUGUUCAUCUCUGUGGUCUAUAUUAGAUUCAAGAUUUCAUAACACCAGCUGUGAGUACAUGCAUGUUAAAGUGUCUUCAGUUUCAGUGAAGCUUUUCAUUCAUGCAGAAUCUUCAUUGUUAAAUCACAAAUAAAGUCUAUUUAAAUCUCCAAACCAAA
Molecule: messenger RNA, 1739 nt
Organism: Melanotaenia boesemani (Boeseman's rainbowfish)
Lineage: Eukaryota; Metazoa; Chordata; Actinopteri; Atheriniformes; Melanotaeniidae
Gene: nucb1
Product: nucleobindin 1
Exons: 13
Coding region: 75-1424 (449 amino acids)
Cellular component (GO): extracellular exosome; endoplasmic reticulum-Golgi intermediate compartment
Molecular function (GO): calcium ion binding
Source: RefSeq, a predicted model, not a curated record